Nannochloropsis gaditana CCMP526 is the source of this 1971-nucleotide messenger RNA. RefSeq lists its product as uncharacterized. The record is from RefSeq and is a predicted model, not a curated record. The annotation marks the transcript as partial. Gene Ontology annotation, molecular function: RNA binding. The transcript is spliced from 5 exons.
AUGAUGGCGUCCCCCCCUCUUGCGGGUUUGGAUCAUGCGCCAAAGCGUGUCUUGGUCAUCGGGGCAACAGGUAGAGUUGGGGGGUCGACGGUUCGGGCCCUUCGUAGGCUUCCCGGAGGCACGAAGAACCUUAUCAGCGUCGGUGGUCGAAAUGCAGCCAAGUUUAAGAAAGCCAAAGAGCGAUGGAUGAGCUUAGAGUCGAAGAAAAACGGUGCGGACACGUUCGACGACGUGGAGUUCGUCCCCAUGGACCAUGAGGAUCGGAUAGGACUUUUGGCAGCUUUGGCCUCGCACCGGCCUGACUUAAUCAUACACACCGCUGGACCCUUUCAGCGACGGAUGGCUCCUGAAGUUCUCAAAGCGGCUCUUAUUUUGAAAGUACCGUACGUGGAUGUAUGUGACGACAUACACCUCGCACAGCUCGCCAAAGGCUACGAUGGGGAGGCGCGGAAAGGAAACGUGCCCUGUCUCAUUUCCACCGGCGUGUGGCCGGGAAUAUCUUCUCUUAUGGCAGUCGAUGUAGCUGAAGCCGUAGGCGGAAUCGAGGCCACCGACAAGAUCGAAUUUGAGUUUUUUACCUCAGGAAGUGGAGGUGCAGGCACGACAAUUUUGAGUGCCACGUUUUUAAUAUUGUCGGAGAAGGUCCUGGCCUACGUCAACGGUCGCCCACACUACUAUGACGCAGCUUCAGACUUUCGAAAGGCCGACUUUGGGAAAGGGAUUGGGCUGCGACAAGUGUUCCGCAUGAAUCUGCUCGAGGCUUUCAGUUGCCACCGAGUCUUGGGGGUGCCAAACGUGUCGACUUUCUUCGGAACAGCGCCAAAUGGUUGGAACUACCUACUGAAAGGCAUGGCCAUGCUUCCCGCCAAGAUUUUGCAAGACCGAGCGUUGAUGCAGGCCUUGGCUGUAGUGUCGGAGCCCUUGGUCCGCCUUGUGGACACGCUGGUAGGAACUGCAAAUGCAAUGCGCGUAACAGCGACGAGUAAGGGAGGAACGGAGUCCGCAACAGCCCUGUAUGCCCACGAGGAUUUGGAAACUUGCGUGGGGGAGGGCAUCGCCGCUUUUGCGGCGCAAGUGCUUGAUGGCAAGGUGGCUCCUGGUGCCUGGGAUGAUGGCGGGACUGAUACGCGUCUCUUUUGUGGUGGAACUAGACUGAAAUCCGGCAAGGCCUCAGAAAACGACGACAUUCGGGGCCUGCUUGGUCAUCACCACGAACGUGAAGGGACUGUCAUGACAGACAGCAAAAAGGAUGCAACCUUGGCAACGCUGGCCAUGGCCCCUUCUUCCACCGCCCCGGCGGUCAGCACAGAUAGCAGCACCACAAAAAGCAGCAGCAGCGCCGACAACGGCCGCGGCGGCAGUACAUUGGCAGUAGCUCUCCGGGAGGUAGUGGAGGAUCUAUUUUCUCCCUCCAAACUUGCGGUGCACCCGGUUUUGUCGGGCACUUUAAACACGCAGGGUUCCGUACCUCUGCCCGUCUUGGCUCAGUUGGCUGAGAUCCAAGCAGCCUGGAGCACGGCCAAGAAGACGAGCGGAGGGAAGAAGGGUGAGGGCGGGAAGGAGGAAGGGCGGGAGUUGAGUGCAGAGGGCGGGCAGGAUGUGGUGAGAGUGUUGGUGGAGGCUGUGCAAAUGUCGCGUUUGGUGCAGCUCUCAGACGACGGCGGAGGCGCCAGGCCCCGGGUGGCGCGAAGCACCAUCAUUGCGCGCGAACUCCCUCCCGACGUGACAGAACCGGACGUCCGCGCGCUCUUUCAAAAGUGGGCGGAGGCGGUGCUGGAAGUCCGGUGUGAGCAUGGGUUGUGGUACAUCAAGUUGGCGGGGGAGGACGAUGCCAAGGCGGCUUUCCAGGCGCUGAACGGGACCCCGGUGGAAGGGCAGCCCCUGCGGCUUAGAAUACGUCCAGAGGUGGGCCAAGCCGUGUACGGUGGCUUUACUCCCCAGUCGAAUACGGGAGCCGGGGCACACAUGGGG